AUUUAUUAAUAGAGCGGAAAAUACUUAACUGUAACAAGCUACAUUACACUGUCCCCGUUGGGGCGUGAGGGGGGACAAGACAAUAUUCAAUCGUUACUUUCGAAAGCCGAUUAUUUUUGCUUUCUGGCAUUAUUGCAGUGUUAACAGUUUCACAGUCACUGGGUAGAUGUUGCACACACACGGUUCGAAUGCAACAACGUUGUCUCAAUUAUUUGUUAACUUCUACAUCUGUGUUGUAGGAGACGUGUUUUUCCACGAUGCGUUAGACAUUGACGGAAUGGUUUAUUUUAUAUAGACCUUGGUAGCCAUGUUUGUUGCUAGCAUAGAUUCUAAAAUGGGGCGCCCUUUAUUACAAUGCACUUAUAUCCACAACAAUAAUCCAAAAUUAAGUUUAUACCAUACUCCUACUUUUGUGAUAGCAUUCAUGAGAUCACGGGUGGCUUCUUUUCGACAUUUUCCACAAAUUGGGUAGGGACACAUUAGAUAGCUAGUUUGCUAGCUAGCAAGCAAACAACAUUAGUCAUUAACGUUUGUUCUCACGAGCCAUUCACAUCUUGUAGGCUACAACUUACUAUUACACCCCCCUUUCGAUAGCUAGCAAUAAACGUUUUAUAUUACUUUACUUGCUAAGAAUCAACUGAAGUUGAGGAAAUUAGCCAGCUACAAUGUCGCCGAUGAUUUAACGUUACAUGCCUACCCUCACGUUCCGUCAAAUGUUAUUGUUCGAUUUGACAUUCAUAAACUAAAUAAUUUAUCGCAAAUUAAAGCUGAUUUGUUAAUGUUGCUAAUUCGUAGCAGUCAGCGAAUGUUUGGUUCCCGCCAUAUUAUUCACAACUACCACGAAAGCAAACGAAAUACUUAUUGAAACUGGCUAACCUCUACGUUCAGAUUCGGUAUUUUGUAUGUUAAUCAUUUAAAAUAUCUAAUGCUUCGGCUACCGACAAUCUCCGAAUAACGUGUUGGUCGUCGGCUCGUGCAAUAGCCUGCUUGAAUGACACGAGACAGAGGAAACUGCGUUCGGUGCGUGUGUUGCUAAAACUCUACGUUGACGCUCUCUGGUUUUCAUGCAAACAUUGAUAAAAGUAUUCUACAUUGAAAGUUAAUUUUAAGGGAUGAUUUUACGUAAUUACUGCAUGUAAACAGUCAUCCAUCUCCGGAGAGUUUAGAGAACUCUGCAUACUGUAUCUCAGGAAUCGCCAUGUUGUCAUUCUGCCGUCUUUGAAGCUCUGGAGAAAGGAGGCUCCAUCUUUGUUUGACUAAUUUCCGUUCUGAAUAUUUCCUUCGACGUUGUUUACGAAACGGUGAUCUAAUGUAACGAACUGUUAUAUCGGUCGUUCGCUCGACGGCUAGGCGAUCCAUUUCCCCAAUAAAUUCGAUUUGAAAAUAAAAAAGUGUAUCUUUACAGGGUAUAUUUGCAAUCCUUUCCAUUGCUGUAGGGUAGGUAAUGGCGGGCAGUCAGGCUUCUCUUGCAGGUCCUCAACUGCACGGCAGCGCUUAAAAGGGCAAUGGCUAGCCUGUAGCGAGCUUGCUAACAAAAAGCAUUGCAUGUGUCAUUAGUGACUGAACAGCGGGCAAGUGAAGGUAGAACUGUAUUGUGCGGUUCUUCCUCGUGGCAGCUGGUUUAAAGAAACAACCGCGGUGCCUCGACAUAAAACAUCAUGCAACCGAAUACCUUUAUUGAUGGCUCCACUCGACAACCUUAUCAAUGUUUCACUUUGCAUCAAUGUUUCACUUUGCCACUGUGCGAAUCAUGAUAUUUGACGUUCAGCGUUAACUUUCUUCAACCCUUUUAUCGAGCUUUUGGUUGCGUAACGACUGUCCCUCACGUGAACUUUUUAAACGAUGAGAUUUUGUUGUGAGGAAUUGAAAUGUUGCAAGUAUUCACACAUAAAUCAGGAAAACGUACGAGAACUUGUCCUGGAUAACUGCAGAUCAAAUGAAGGGAAAAUCGAAGGUCUCACAGCAGAAUUCGUCAAUCUGGAAUUCCUCAGUUUGAUAAACGUUGGCCUAAUCUCAGUCUCCAACCUUCCCAAACUUGGGAAACUCAAAAAGUUGGAACUCAGUGACAACAGAAUCUCUGGUGGCCUUGACGUGCUAGCAGAGAAACUCCCCAACCUCACACAUCUAAAUCUAAGCGGAAACAAACUGAAAGACAUAAGCACGUUGGAACCUUUGAAAAAGCUGGAUGGCCUGAAGUCUCUAGACUUGUUCAAUUGUGAGGUGACCAACCUGAACGACUACAGGGAGAGUGUGUUCAAGCUGCUCCCUCAGCUCACCUACCUGGACGGGUACGACGUGGAGGACCGAGAGGCAUCCGACUCGGACGGAGAGGUCGACGGUGUGGACGAUGAUGAUGAUGAGGAAGAUGAGGAGGGAGAGGAGGAAGACUUUGAUGAGGAGGAUGAUGACGAUGAAGAGGGAGUAGAAGGAGAGGAGGAAGAUGAGGUCAGCGGCGACGAGGAGGAGGAAGACCUUGGCAUUGAAGGUGAAGUUGAAGAUGAGGAUGAUGAGGACGAUGAUGAAGAGGAAGUUGAGGCUGUCAAAGGCGAGAAGAGAAAGCGAGAACCCGAUGAUGAAGAUGACGAUGAUGAUGACGACGAGGACGACGAUUAAGAGCAAAAAACAAGAGCCUGUCAAGUUACCAACCCCUUCCCUCUCCACCCUUACACCCUGCCUACGCCACGCCUCUCCUCUCCCCCAGCUUUGAGCCCCCGUGUGGGAAAAGACUGUACCGGAUGGGUGGUCCGAUGGAACCGAGAGCCAUUCCCAAGGUUCUCAAGCAGCGCACCACUCCGCAUUCCACAAUUUCACUGUCAACUCCCCCUUUAUGUAUACCUGUGUGAGGACUUUGGGACUGGUAUCUAGUUUUGGGUCUGUGCUUUUAAUAUUUUGUUGGAUGAACUCUGAAUUUAUAUUUUAUGUUGUUGAAUUUAUUAUUUCUUCCCCCUCUUCUUUUGUCUUUGUUUUAUUUUCCGUUCCUUAUCCCCCCAAUAAAAUGAUUGCUAUAGCAGCUGUGUGAUAAGCGAGCUAUGAUUUUUUUGUAGCCGCCUGUUGCACAAAUCAAGGUUGUAGCUACAUUUUUACUUCCUGUAUGACCAAACUACUUUGUAAAUAAAAUGUUACAAUUUUA
This is a messenger RNA of Oncorhynchus tshawytscha (Chinook salmon), 3130 nucleotides long. It is a transcript of the gene anp32b, whose product is annotated as acidic (leucine-rich) nuclear phosphoprotein 32 family, member B. The transcript is spliced from 7 exons. Gene Ontology annotation, cellular component: nucleus. The record is from RefSeq and is a predicted model, not a curated record. Gene Ontology annotation, biological process: regulation of apoptotic process. Bases 1843 to 2613 code for a protein of 256 amino acids. NCBI's taxonomy places the organism in Eukaryota, Metazoa, Chordata, Actinopteri, Salmoniformes, Salmonidae. Gene Ontology annotation, molecular function: histone binding.